Molecule: messenger RNA, 295 nt
Organism: Staurois parvus
Lineage: Eukaryota; Metazoa; Chordata; Amphibia; Anura; Ranidae
Source: the annotation of a GenBank genome assembly
UGCACUCUCCCAAGAAAAAAUAACCUCUCUAGCAAUACACACCAAAUUGAACAUGUGCAGAAGGGUUACGGGUUCAGUCUGUUUUAUCAGCGUGGACGUUUGAACAAGAGGAGGGGCAGAGAUGUCAGGAUCAUACAGCUUUUUCACACAAUGUAGAGGAUUAACCCCUUAGGUUGCACAGUGAGUAAUAACAAGCAUGCUUUACUGCCAGGGGCGGACUGACCAUUUGGAAACUCGGGCACUGCCCGAGGGCCCGGGGUCAAUAGGGGGCCCCAUGAGAUGCCCCUGGUACCUU